This is a messenger RNA of Anopheles darlingi, 996 nucleotides long. Its product is annotated as shematrin-like protein 1. NCBI's taxonomy places the organism in Eukaryota, Metazoa, Arthropoda, Insecta, Diptera, Culicidae. Bases 107 to 451 code for a protein of 114 amino acids. The transcript has 3 exons. The record is from RefSeq and is a predicted model, not a curated record.
CUCAAACGCUCAGCCCAGCUACCAGCAUUCGCACGCGUUCUUUGCGCCUCGAAGCUUGCUCGCAUCCCAAAGAAACAACAAACAAAAAACAAGUCUUCUCCCAGCAAUGGCCUCGUUCAAAGCAACCCUCUUCUUCGCCUGCGUUGCCCUGUUCGCGCUCGCAACUGCCAUCCCCGCACCGCAGCGGCCUGUUGCCGCUCGACAGCAGAUCGAGCCGCGUCCGGUUGCGGCAGCGGCAGCGGCGGCGUCCGGUUCUCUCGAUGCAGCCGAUGAGCUGGAGGCCGGUUCGGAAGAUCAGGACCUGAAGGGUGCUUCCUCCUAUGGCUACGGAUACUACGGUGGAUUCCCGGGCUACGGCUACGGAUACUACCCGGGCUAUGCCUACUCCUACGGUUGGGGUCGCUACCCCUACUACCGCUACGGUGGACUGUACGGUGGCUACUGGUACUAGAUACUAGAGGCGAUCACGACUACGACCACGACGGGCAUUUCAUCAGACAAACACAUCCCGCAUCUCAUCCGCGCUUUCGAAGCCGCGCGCUACAUCGCUCAUCGGCAGGAGACACCAUUCUGAUCUGUUGCACCGGUACACCUCUUUCCCCUCCCGCGGCCAACGGGCCCGCAUGCCCUUGGUUCACCGAGUAGAAAGUGCAACGCUUCCCAUCUUCCAUUUCUUCAACACACCUUGACUCAGUCUCUGUAUUAAGCAAUAACGUACCCGCCCCACCCAUUACUCCUACCUGUCUCUGCCUAUGUCUCAUUGUGCUCGAAGGUGACACCAACGUGGUGCGGUGAUGUUCGGUGGUCGAGGAAUGUUUCCCGCUGCCUGAACUCGCUCCACCGCCGGUGAAGCGCAACAUUAAUGCUGCCCCUGUAGUAAGAGAGAGCGAGAGAGAAAACCCAAUCCCUGCCUUAAAAAAAAGAAAGAAAAAAAUCUUUUGUAUAUUAUGGUUAAUCUUCUUUUUUUUUCUAAUAAAAACAAAGCAUAAAACGGUA